Molecule: messenger RNA, 1138 nt
Organism: Exserohilum turcica Et28A
Lineage: Eukaryota; Fungi; Ascomycota; Dothideomycetes; Pleosporales; Pleosporaceae
Exons: 2
Coding region: 61-867 (268 amino acids)
Source: RefSeq, a predicted model, not a curated record
GCGGCCGCCGCUCAGCUUUAGAAAAAUCGCAUACGGAAAAAAACAAAAACAAGCGCAAAGAUGCCGCAGCCUCCAUCCCGCGCAAUAGCCUCCAAGGACCUGCCGCCAUCCGUCGAAACCGCAUACUACCGCAAAUGCAUCGAUCUGCGCCGCCGGAUAACGGAUAUCGAAGACAACAACGAUGGCACGCGCCUGCGGAUAACCCGUCUGAACCGCGGGAUCCAAAAGAUGCGCCUCGAGCGCGCAUUCCUGCUCGACCAACUAAACAAGCACAUGGAGUACAAUGUUGAUGACAGCGACCGGAGUAGCAGCCCGCCGCCCACACCGACAGACAAGCCACUGCGGAGCAAGCGGAGCCACAACAGAAAGGGGAGUCCGCCCCUUGGCGGCGCUAACAGUGCUACGGGCGGAGAGGGCGAGAGGCUGGAGGGCAGGUUAGGAGCGAUGAGCCAGGUGUCGCAGGGGAUGAAUGCCCUGAGCAGUGCGCAGAGUACGCCUGAUCCCGGACGGCCACAGAGCAAUUACUUCAGCAACGCCGGCAGCGGCAGCGCUGCAACAGCCGCGAGUCCCCCCAGCAGCGCCGCCAAUGGUGCGCCUGCGCCUGCACUUCCUUCACUGCAGGCUCUGCCGACACUGCAGCCCCAGCAACAAGCCCAACCGCAGGCUCAGGCACAGCGCCCCUUCUUCGACCCGGCAUACGACGAACAGCGUCCCGCGCCGGCGAGCAACGACGGAGAUGAAGGCCGGCGACGCGCACACUCGGGCGCAGCUCAACAGCCUCCAGCGGCUACAUCCGAGGCUGCUGCCCCACCGCAGAAUGGCGACACAGAGAUGACGGAUGCGAGCUUCACGGCCGUGAACCGGUAGGACGAUUCCACGCGCUGCGAAGAGUAUUGAUAAGGAAACACGACAUGCGGUAGCAAAGGCGUUGGAUGGUAUACGGGUGUAUUCGCCUUCACGGUGUCUUCUCUUUUUUUUAUUGCCCCAUAGGCUCUGCGGUCGGGGAGCGAGUGCUUAUGGCGCUUUUGGCCAUCUCGGAGUGUAUUAGUAGCAAAAGGGCACGUGUCUUUGUUUUGCGCUUUUGACGGCUGUCUAGGGACAUGUAGAUCCCGUUUAAUCAAUUAGAUUCCUGUUCAGC